AUGCAAGCCCACGCCAACAUCUAUGCCAACAUCAACACCAUUAGCUCAGUCAAACAUAUCUCGGAGCCAACCCUCCUUAUCCCACGCUCGCCCCAAGCAUUCUUCGUCCAUGUUAGCCACACCGAUGUUCUGAUCGUUCAACAAGAGCACCGUGCAACAGAAUAUUGUCAACACCUCUCGACAUCACCCUGCCGUGAUGCCCAAAAUACCUCGUCAAAUCCCUCCUACAUAAAUUCUACCGCAGAAUAUCGGCCGGCUACGCCAAGCUAUAUCGACUCCAGUCAAAUCUACAAUCUGUACUACUACCAGGAAUACCAGAAAAUGAAAGCAGCACAGGCGGAAGCGGAAGCUGAAAGGCUGAAACAAAAACAGAAGAAAGUCAAGAAACAGAAAUUGAGAGUCAAAGGGAGGAAGAGAGACAGGUGCAGAUCAUACCAGGUUUUUGGCCGUUCAUCGAUUUUCCACGAUCCGAGGUGUGGCUGUAACAAGUUCCGGCUAUUGUUGGCACAAAUAUUAGAUAGCAGUGGGAAAGGUCGAAGAGUUGACACACAUCACCAAAAAAAUGAGAAGAAGAAAGAAAGAAAAGAAAAGAAGAAAGAGAGAGAAAGAAAGACAAAAUGGAGAUCUCACUCACCAUAUACCCGUGGGCGUGGUGGUGUGGCUCGGCCCACAGCAGGCAGGGCCAUCCAACCCACCACCUAUACACUGCAACCGCCAGCCGCAGCAUAG
This is a messenger RNA of Histoplasma capsulatum G186AR, 729 nucleotides long. RefSeq lists its product as uncharacterized. The transcript is spliced from 3 exons. NCBI's taxonomy places the organism in Eukaryota, Fungi, Ascomycota, Eurotiomycetes, Onygenales, Ajellomycetaceae. The coding region runs from base 1 to 729 and encodes 242 amino acids. The record is from RefSeq and is a predicted model, not a curated record.